UAUAAACAUGCGAAGGCAAUAAAACCACAGGAAAUUUUGCUGUUCGAAAGAGUUAAAGUUACACGUAACACUGCGUAGUUGUACAUAACUAUUGAUACUGUAUACGAAGGCAAGAGUUGGUUAAAGAUUUUCAAGGACAUAAAAGACUUCGAUUUCUAUAUCAAAGAAACACAAAAGGUAACCUACAAUCUUAGACAUAUAAAUAACCCUUGAGACCAUUCCAGCCAAUAUUGCAAAGUUAAUGCACAUUAACAAAUUUCGUCACCCCCUCUACCCUAGUUCAAUGUUGUAAACAGCGCCGAAACAACUUUUGGUAAUUGACAAUGACACAAGCUCAACAUUGAGUGGGGGAGCGGGGGUUUAAGAAGCGCAACAUGAUUCAACAUGGAAUUUAUCAUAAGGGGUAUGUGAAUUUUCUAUGGAGGGAAAGGUAUAGUCUCAACCAGUUAUGUCCAAUAGUAAGACUGUAUGUAACACAUAUAUCAUUGCAGAGUAUGGCACUUUUCAAUAAGAUCUAGACUUGAGUGGGUCAAAUACAGUACAAAAUCUAAAUGCUGCCGCAUUGUCAUGCUAAUGUUGUCUGAUUUCAUCCGUCUGUUCAUUUUGGAUGACAACCUCAUUAUUUCCCGGCUGUUGCCAUUUGCUUUUCACAUUUUUGCGCCGAAUUAAAAUUCUCCGUCAACUUUUUGUUGAAUCUCAUUUUUCGUCACGGAUUUCCCGAAAGAGAAGUAAACUUACGUCAGAUCAGACUCAUGUUAGGCAUACAUUACAGAGUCGUAACAGUUGAUUUGAUUGUGUCAAGACUCAAAUGGGUAAUCUUUUAUAAUAUGAUUACGAUUCCUACCUGGUUCAUCCCUCAAAAAUAAGUAAUUCUUUUCUUCUUCUUUUCUAAAAAAUCAAGAACAAAACAUGAGAAUCUAUUUUGUCUUAUGUUUCACCUUGGCACUGGUUUCCCUUACCCAAGCUAAAGGAUAUGGAAAGAAGGGAUCUACUGACCUGAAAAGAGUCCCACCCCCCAGGACGAUGAAAUAUUGUCAAGUGAGCUCGAAGAUCACAACGUUCUUGAACCAAUUUCGUUCCAUUGGAGUACCAAAAGGCCGUGAUGGUUUUCGUUCCAUUGGAAUACCAAAAGGCCGUGAUGGUUUGAGGGGUAUACAGAAACGAUCCGCGGUAAGUAAUAAAGUUAAUGCAUAUUGGCGACGUCACUAGCUGGGUCAACUUUUUGACAGUGAACGGGACCCUUAAAACUUCAUGUUUUGCUAUGCAAGAUUAGUCAACUGAAUAAUCGAUACAGAUCUGAAUAGAGCGUUUGCACAUGACGCCAUAACCGCCAUGUUGGUGUUCCAGUUCAAAAGAAUUUUAGACUCUUUUGUCUGGAACACCAACGUGGCCGCCAUGGCUUUUGUUGAUUUGGUCCCUGGGGAUGAGUCUACAAUUUGAUCUAUUUUGACGACAACUCGCAAUACAAAUCGUUACAGAAUCAAUCAAAUUUCGUGUAACUUCGUUUGCAUUGCAAGUUGUCGAAACAGGUUGUCCCGUGUAAAACAUGUAGAACCAGUGGCAUAGCCAGGGUUUACAAAGUGGGGGCAAGUUGAGCGCUAAAGGCGAGAACAAUGUAGGAGGGUCCGGGGGCAUUCUCCACCUGGAAAAUUUUGAAAUUCAGAGCCUCUGAAACGCUAUUUCGUGCAUUUUGGGGUGAGAUUUUACAAAAUUCAGAAGAUUAUAACAUUAUAAUUCGGUCAAGAAUGCCUGCGUCUUCAGUUAUUAGAUUGCGAGUAAUAAUUUAAACAUAUUUCGAAGGUGGUUCUGAAGGAGAGUGGGGGGGGGGACUCGUCCCCCCCCCCCCAUGUGGCUACGCCACUGUGUAGAACGGCAACGCGACGACGACGGUAAACAAACUCGUUGAACCAAACGACCGUAAAGAGAACCUGUCGGCUGUCGUCUAUUAUCCAUCGUAUGAAAUUAACACAGUCCUAAGUGAUUGAGGUUAAGGCAGAGGUUUAAAAGGCGAAAAGUGGAGUACCCGCAAAAAUUCAAAUAUAACAGACUUGGCCUCGUAGCUCAGUUGGCAGAGCGUUGGACUAGUAUCCCUGGGUUCGAUUCCCACCGUGGUCGGGCUAACCUUUCAGCCUGCUCGGUGUGGAUAUACACUCGGAGUAACAUAAAAAAACAUCAUAACAGUGAGAUGGUUCAAAAUCAGAUUGUACAGUACCAUAUAUAGGCUAGCAAUUUCAUCUCACCUCUUACAUUUUAUUUUCCUAUACAGGGCAAUAAGUGGGUCUAUAACUGCCUACAUGCAGGUCUUAACUACCAACACCGUAUCUUCGAGCUACCUACAUUCCAUUGUUGUAAAAAAUGCGAAUUUCCUGGCUUCUCUUAUUGUACGCGGAGAUACACCGCAGUCAUAGCACAGUCCAGGUGUAAUAGCGAGGCCUUACGAUGCAUUGCCCGCUGUAUAAAGCAGAGUACAAACAAGAAGAUUGGUGGAACAGUUGUAGAUCCCAGGGCCAGGAUGCUCGGACGCCCUAGAUCUCAGAAAUGUCCAAUGAAGCGCAAAAAAGUUGGAGGUUCGUACUGUCUUGAACGAUCCUGUAUCCGUGUGUGAACUGAACCUAAAGUCGUAUUUUGACAAAAUGUUGGCCACUACGAAGUUCGUCCAAAGAUUUGGUUAAAAAAAAUGCUGUUAAGAAUGUAAAAGACUAUUUAUAGAAGUGAAGACUAGAUAUAUAUGUAUAUAAUAUUUACCACCAUAAGUUAUGUAUGUUAGUUUAAAUUCGAUCUUUAAAAUUGAGCACUUUACAUUGCAGCACAUUCUCUAUAAGUACGCUGAACGUUUCGCAUGCACCGCAUUGAACUGAGGUAAAAUCAGAAAAUUAGAUAUUGUAUUAAAGGCCAACGCGCUUCAAAUACAAGAGCUGCCAAUGAUAUUAUUUUCCUAGUGUUCCUCCGAUAUGGGUGUUUAACCUAUUGGCCGCGGUGUUCCAUCUUAAGGUUACUCCACAUGAUGGAAACCCAUUUCACCAAAAUGCUCACCGCGCGCUCAAUUGAUUGGUAAUCGGGGCAAACUAAGAACUUUUAAGAAAAUUAAAACAAGUCUUGACCCAGAAAAAUAUAUUUUUGAAGUUAACAAUAUAAACAUCGCCAAGCAGUUACGAAACUCCGAAUCUCAGCCCACAGAUUAUACCAGUUGAAGUUGGUCGCUACAACAAUAUCCCAUAUGAGGAGAGAAUUUGUAGCCACUGGCACUGUGAUUUGAAUGAGGUUGGUAAUGAACAACACUAUUUAAUGCAAUGUGCCAGUACAAAAUUCACAGUGAUUAGAACGAACUUCAUUACCAAUCUUUUUCAAAUUAACUAUUGUUUUAGAUUUUUUAAUAACCAUGAUCUUUUCAUAUAUAUAUUAUGUCAAUGAAAGACAAAUCCAUAAAUUCACUACUUGCUAAAUUCUGUUAUGAUAUUUUAAAAACAUUUGACCAAUUGUAAGUUUGUAUCUUAAGCUCAUUUUCCAUAUACUGUAAUCAGUUUAUUUGUUUGUAAUUCGACAUAUCAGUAAGGCCAUAUAAAAAAAAUAGUUGGUUAGCGUCCUUAGCUUUUGCCAAAAAGUGGGCGGGCGGCCGCUUUUUUUUUAAUUUUUACUAAUUUUUAACGCCUUGGUUUUACUCAUUUUCUUGCGCAGUACAGAUUAUAUUUCAAAAUAUAAUUCAUACCGUCAUUUUCGCACGCAAAUUUCGCAAAUUAUUAACACAAUUGACUACAGUCAACAGAAAUACUACAUAUAUUAGAGCCCGUUGAUCAAUAAAAGUCGGGUUUUUUUAAAAUAAAAAAUAAAAAAAAAUCCUGAGCGGGGCCUUUUUUGUGGGCGGGCGGGGACGCUAACCAACUAUUUUUUUUUAUGUGGCCUAAUGGUAUUUUUUGUAUGAAUAAAGUUAUUAUUAUUAUUGA
Messenger RNA from Paramuricea clavata, 3941 nucleotides. Lineage: Eukaryota; Metazoa; Cnidaria; Anthozoa; Malacalcyonacea; Plexauridae. The record is from the annotation of a GenBank genome assembly.